Molecule: messenger RNA, 1071 nt
Organism: Exaiptasia diaphana
Lineage: Eukaryota; Metazoa; Cnidaria; Anthozoa; Actiniaria; Aiptasiidae
Exons: 4
Coding region: 115-1014 (299 amino acids)
Biological process (GO): axon guidance; homophilic cell-cell adhesion; dendrite self-avoidance
Cellular component (GO): axon; plasma membrane
Molecular function (GO): cell-cell adhesion mediator activity
Source: RefSeq, a predicted model, not a curated record
AGACGCUAGAAAAAAAAGAAGCAAAUAUCAAAGUUCUUGAACGAAUUUGUUUCAUUUUGGUCGUUGCGAUCGUUCAUAUUAAGUGUUUAUAGAAAACAGUCGACAGGAAAAACUAUGUCUGGUAGAGUGGCUGUGUUGUUAUUCUUUGCAGCGACAUUUUACACUGAGUUUCCGUUUGCAAGUGCUUACAAUUGGAAAGAUUUUCCUGAAUCAGAGACGAAAAUUAUAUACCCGGAUAAAAAAUCGGCGACGAUGACAUGGAAAUGGUCAUUACAAAGGAACACGAAAGAUAACGAAGACGAAAUAAUAAACCAGCUCGUCAUCAAUCGGUACGAAUUCGGAAAUCAACUUGCUACGGUAAAAACAGUUGGAGAAUAUUUAUCUGCUGGCAAAGGGGUAGUUCGGACUGAUGAUGAUUCAUUAUUCUCGCUGCGUUUUGAAAAGGGAGCAGUGGGAGGCAAAGAUGGCUUUGCAGAAUUCACUAUCAAAGAUGUUGCCAGACAAGGCAAAAAUAAAGAUGGUUCGGCCGUUAAUGUGGAAACUGGAAACUAUAUGUUUAUCUGCAAAAUGGCUAUAGUUUACGUUGUAAGCAAUCCUGGUCCAAAAUCGACGACACUGAUUGUAUAUGAAAAACCAUCAUUCACAAACACACCAAAGAAUAAACAAACUUCGGACAGUAGUAUUACCCUUGAAUGCACUGCUAAAGGAAGACCGCAACCAAGAAUCAGCUGGACAAUCUUAGAGGCAUCAGGAGAAAKCAGGGUAACUGAAUCACAGACUCCACUAACAAUCAAUCCAAAGAGUGAUUCUGGUGUGUACAAUUGUACUGCUAGAAGUGUUGCAGGCAGUGUGUCAGCUGUGGCAGUCGUACAGUAUACAGGAUGUGACUCCACAUGUUCCAAAGAUAGCAUGGGUAUUGAAAUGACAGGACUUACCUUUAAAAGUGACUAUGAAAAUAUAAACUCUACAGAAUCUGAGAAGUUGAGAAAUAUCAUUGAGCAGGAAGUGAGUUGAUUUUUUUCUAAUGUAGUUACAAAAUGUAUGCAACCUUAUGCUGAUUUUUAUUUAAAU